ACAGGUGCUAUUGAUGGGGAAGAGUGGGUCUGGGAAGACCAGCAUGAGAUCUAUUAUUUUUGCAAAUUACAUAGCACGGGACACUCGUCGUUUGGGGGCUACAAUUGAUGUCGAACACUCUCACGUGCGAUUCUUGGGUAACCUGGUAUUAAAUCUUUGGGAUUGUGGUGGUCAGGACACGUUCAUGGAGAAUUACUUUACCAGUCAGCGGGACAACAUAUUCCGCAACGUUGAAGUUCUCAUCUACGUUUUUGACGUUGAGAGCCGUGAACUGGAGAAGGACAUGCAUUACUAUCAGUCCUGUUUAGAAGCCAUCUUGCAGAACUCUCCGGAUGCCAAGGUGUUUUGCCUGGUGCACAAGAUGGAUUUGGUGCAGGAAGAUCAGCGAGAUCUGAUAUUUAAGGAGCGAGAGGAGGAUUUGAGGCGUCUCUCCAGACCUUUGGAUUGUGCGUGCUUCAGGACCUCCAUUUGGGAUGAAACGCUAUACAAGGCCUGGUCCAGCAUCGUCUAUCAGCUCAUUCCCAACGUGCAGCAGCUGGAAUCCAACCUGCGUAACUUUGCUCAGAUCAUCGAGGCUGAUGAAGUGCUGCUAUUCGAGAGAGCGACUUUUCUGGUAAUAUCCCACUACCAGUGCAGGGAACAGAGGGACAUCCAUAGGUUUGAGAAGAUUAGCAACAUUAUAAAACAGUUCAAAUUAAGCUGCAGUAAACUGGCUGCCUCUUUCCAGAGCAUGGAAGUUCGGAAUUCCAAUUUCGCUGCCUUUAUAGAUAUCUUCACAUCCAACACUUAUGUCAUGGUGGUGAUGUCCGACCCCUCAAUUCCUUCAGCUGCAACUUUAAUAAAUAUCCGAAAUGCAAGGAAACACUUUGAGAAGCUGGAACGCGUGGAUGGUCCUAAACACAGCCUUCUCAUGCGCUGA
This is a messenger RNA of Staurois parvus, 919 nucleotides long. The record is from the annotation of a GenBank genome assembly. Lineage: Eukaryota; Metazoa; Chordata; Amphibia; Anura; Ranidae.